Pundamilia nyererei is the source of this 984-nucleotide messenger RNA. RefSeq names its product transmembrane protein 253 (gene tmem253). The coding region runs from base 1 to 984 and encodes 327 amino acids. The transcript is spliced from 10 exons. Gene Ontology annotation, biological process: homophilic cell-cell adhesion. Gene Ontology annotation, molecular function: calcium ion binding. Lineage: Eukaryota; Metazoa; Chordata; Actinopteri; Cichliformes; Cichlidae. The record is from RefSeq and is a predicted model, not a curated record. Gene Ontology annotation, cellular component: membrane.
AUGGAGCUAGUUACGCUUCCCAUUGUGGAGUUUCCAUUUGUGUCUGGCAGCUUGAAACGGAUGAAGAGGGAGUGGGUUAUUCCACCAAUUAGCUUUUCAGAAAAUGUCAGGGAUCCUUACCCCAAAAAUCUGGUGAAGGUCUAUGACCUGAGCCAGCUCCACAGAGGGCUUGAUAACCGUCCUGAAGUCUUCUGCACUGAUGUUCUUCCUGCUGCACAGAGCUGCCCAAACUACCGCCUACAAAUACAAGCCAAUGCAAAAAAUACAUGUGCUGCAGACAGUGAACCCACAGCUCCUCCUUAUGACUCGCUCCUGGUGUUUGACCGUGAAGGUAAAGGCUCUGAGAUGAGGCAGAACAUGUUUGAGGAGGGAUUGUACCAAGUAUUUUUUAAGGAUACACCCUCACCAUCCCCACAAACUGAGGUCACCAAUAAUGGAGAGCUAAGCAAUGCCAGGAUUCAUCGUUGGUUCGGGGCUGUGGUUAAUACUAGACUUUUAGUCAGUGGGGUGAUUCAAAUCCUCAGUGCCUUAGUUUGCAUACUAACCACAAUCACUCACGCAUGUGUGAGCUACAGCUGUGCUGUCUCCAUGACAACACCAGCAUGGUCAAGCAUAUUUUAUGUGGCUGCUGGGUGUCUUGCAAUUGAGGUUCAAAGAAAAGCGAAUAAACUGAAGAUCAUCGCUCUGAUGGGUGUGAAUGUCUUUACUCUCGUGUUUGGAUUCUCAGCUUUGCUGGCCAACGGUAUCAGAGCUGCACAAGCCGUCACACUCACUUACCAACAGCGUGCUGGUUCUUAUGUUGCAAGGGCGAGCACCAUAGUGUUCACCGUACAUUGCUUCCUGGCAUCACUCUACAUACUUUUCCUGUCCUGGAGGGGUCUGCGCCGCUACAGUUCUCCCCAUUUUCAGGUUUACAGUCGCGUCUCACAGGAUCCAGAUGAAACCAAUGGGCCUCUCCUGGAACAAGUGGAAUUUAAUAUGUGA